Messenger RNA from Lepus europaeus (European hare), 3887 nucleotides. RefSeq names its product N-alpha-acetyltransferase 16, NatA auxiliary subunit (gene NAA16). Gene Ontology annotation, biological process: N-terminal peptidyl-methionine acetylation. The transcript is spliced from 21 exons. NCBI's taxonomy places the organism in Eukaryota, Metazoa, Chordata, Mammalia, Lagomorpha, Leporidae. Gene Ontology annotation, molecular function: protein-N-terminal amino-acid acetyltransferase activity; protein binding. The record is from RefSeq and is a predicted model, not a curated record. Gene Ontology annotation, cellular component: cytoplasm; NatA complex. Bases 242 to 2863 code for a protein of 873 amino acids.
GCUGCCAUCUUGCCGCGCGCGCUCGCUCGCUCCAAAACGGGGCAGGAGCCAAAGCUGGUCCUGCUCACAGCGCCUUCUCUUCCCACUGUCAAGCCUGCCCAAUAGCCCUGCCCUGGCUGGCCAGCCCCAACUCUGGGCCAAUGAACUAACCCACCCUUCCGCGCGCGGCCCGACCUUCGGCAGCGGCCCGUCGCGGUGCCGACGCCCGCGAAAAGGAGCAGCCUCCUCGCCGCCGGCCGCGAUGCCGAACGUGCAGCUGCCGCCCAAGGAGAGCAACCUCUUCAAACGCAUCCUGAAAUGUUAUGAACAGAAGCAAUACAAAAAUGGCCUCAAGUUUUGCAAGAUGAUUCUUUCAAAUCCAAAAUUUGCUGAACAUGGAGAGACUUUGGCUAUGAAAGGAUUAACAUUGAACUGUUUAGGAAAAAAAGAAGAAGCAUAUGAAUUUGUUCGUAAAGGACUUCGUAAUGACGUGAAGAGUCAUGUGUGUUGGCAUGUAUAUGGGCUCCUUCAGCGUUCUGAUAAGAAAUAUGAUGAAGCUAUUAAGUGUUACCGAAAUGCCCUCAAAUUAGAUAAAGAUAAUCUGCAAAUUUUGAGGGAUCUCUCUCUGUUGCAGAUCCAAAUGAGAGACCUAGAAGGUUACCGAGAGACAAGAUAUCAACUUCUUCAGUUGCGCCCGACACAACGUGCUUCCUGGGUUGGAUAUGCUAUUGCAUACCAUUUACUGAAAGAUUAUGAUAUGGCACUAAAACUACUGGAAGAAUUUAGACAAACUCAACAAGUUCCUCCCAAUAAAGUAGACUAUGAAUAUAGUGAACUCAUAUUAUACCAGAAUCAAGUGAUGAGAGAGGCAGAUCUAUUUCAGCAGUCUUUGGAACAUAUAGAAAUGUAUGAGAAACAAGUAUGUGACAAACUUCUUGUGGAAGAAAUUAAAGGGGAAAUACUGUUGAAAUUGGGAAGAUUAAAUGAAGCCAGUGAAGUAUUCAAAAACUUGAUUGAUCGGAAUGCAGAAAAUUGGUGUUAUUAUGAAGGCUUGGAAAAAGCUCUCCAACUUAGUUCCUUAGGACCUUUUCUCCCCCAUGGCACUUUAGAAGAGAGGCUUCAGAUUUAUGAAGAAAUUAGUAAACAGCACCCGAGAGCAAUUUCACCGAGAAGAUUACCUUUGAAUCUUGUCCCAGGUGAAAAAUUUAAAGAACUAAUGGAUAAGUUCCUGAGGGUUAACUUCAGUAAAGGCUGCCCACCCUUGUUUACUACAUUGAAAUCUUUAUAUUACAAUACAGAAAAGGUUUCUAUAAUCCAGGAACUUGUUACUAAUUAUGAAGCUUCUCUUAAAAAAUGUGAAUUUUUUAGCCCUUAUGAGAAUGGGGAAAAGGAACCCCCAACAACACUACUCUGGGUUCAGUAUUUCCUGGCACAGCACUUUGAUAAACUUGGACAGCACUCAUUGGCUUUGGAUUAUAUUAAUGCUGCAAUUGCUAGUACUCCAACUCUAAUAGAAUUAUUCUAUAUGAAAGCAAAAAUUUACAAGCAUAUAGGUAAUCUCAAAGAAGCUGCAAAGUGGAUGGAUGAAGCACAGUCUUUGGACACAGCUGACAGAUUCAUCAAUUCCAAAUGUGCAAAAUAUAUGCUUCGAGCAAAUAUGAUAAAAGAAGCAGAGGAAAUGUGUUCCAAGUUCACAAGGGAAGGAACGUCUGCCAUGGAAAACCUGAAUGAAAUGCAGUGUAUGUGGUUUCAGACUGAAUGCAUUGCAGCUUAUCAGCGUCUGGGCAGAUACGGGGAUGCCUUGAAGAAGUGCCAUGAAGUAGAAAGGCAUUUUUUUGAGAUAACCGAUGAUCAAUUUGACUUCCAUACAUACUGCAUGAGAAAGAUGACCCUCCGUGCCUAUGUUGACCUUUUGAGGUUAGAAGAUAUACUCAGAAGACAUGCUUUUUAUUUCAAGGCUGCUAGAUCAGCGAUUGAAAUAUACUUGAAAUUGUAUGAUAACCCUUUAACCAAUGAAAGCAAACAACAAGAAAUAAAUUCAGAAAACCUGUCAGCCAAAGAAUUGAAGAAAAUGCUUAGCAAACAGAGACGAGCUCAGAAAAAAGCUAAAUUAGAAGAAGAGAGAAAGCAUUCGGAAAAGGAACGUCAACAGAAAAAUCUAAAGAAAAAAAGAGAUGAUGAUGAAGAAGAAGCCAGUGGUCUCAAGGAGGAACUCAUACCUGAGAAAUUAGAAAGGGUAGAGAACCCAUUAGAAGAAGCUAUCAAGUUCCUUAUACCUCUUAAGAAUCUUGUUGCCGAUAACAUUAACACUCAUCUAUUAGCAUUUGAAAUAUAUUUUAGAAAAGGAAAGUUCCUACUGAUGCUGCAGUCUGUCAAACGUGCUUUUGCUAUCAACAGCAAUAACCCAUGGUUACAUGAAUGUUUAAUUAAAUUUUCUAAAUCUGUAUCGAAUCAUAGUAAUCUUCCAGACAUUGUGAGCAAAGUUCUAUCUCAAGAGAUGCAGAAAAUAUUUGUCAACAGGGAUUUGGAAAGUUUUAAUGAAGAUUUUCUCAAACAUAAUUCUACCUCUCUUCAGCACCUACUUUCAGGUGCCAAAAUGAUGUAUUUCCUGGACAAGUCAAGGCAAGAGAAAGCAGUUGCUAUAGCCACUAGACUGGAUGAAACUAUAAAAGAUAAAAAUGUAAAGACUUUAAUAAAGGUUUCCGAGGCACUGCUUGAUGGCAGCUUUGGGAACUGUAGUUCCCAAUAUGAAGAGUACAGGGUGGCCUGUCAUAACCUCCUUCCUUUCACACCUGCUUUCCUGCCUGCUGUGAACAAAGCGGACAGUCCUGCUGCAGCGCUGAAGCACACUGUGAACUCCGAGGUGUUGGCAAAUGAGAUGUGAAGUCUCACGGAAGAGUGACGCAGACAUGGAUCAGGGUGUCCUUGCCAGGGUACAUUUUAAUAUAGAUGUGAAAUGCGAUGUUUGGGUUGAAUUUUUAAAUGGAGUAUUCUGUAAGCUCGUUUUAUUCUUUGACCUUGCCACUUACAUAAAUGUCUGUUAAGAUUACUGUUUGUACUUGUAUAGUUUUUCUUAAAACUCAAAUUAUCAGCUUCGUGAUUGUUAUAGGUUAAGUUAUAUUGAAUCCUGGUGUAUUUUUUUCUUUAGACUCUGGUUUCAGGAUGUGUGUUUUGAUCCCUUGUCUUGCUGUUUUGUUACUGUUUAUUUCUUUCAAGGUGUUAACUGUUAAAGUCAGUAUGAAGUUGCUCUUGGCAGAUACUGAAAUUUAAGUCUCCCCUUUUUCACCUUAAUUUUUCAUGACUCACCAUUUCCUUUGUAGCAUCCAUGACAGUGACACAAGGGUACUCCAGUUUUACGUAGAUUGAGAAUGUGAAAAUUUGGUUUCCCUUCUUAACCAUAGAAAGUCACUGGUGACUUUUUUGCAUAUUUCUUGCUCACAGGUUGCUUUGAGUGUUAGUAAGUAGUUUAUACUGAGAGGUCUGCUUCAAGGGUGCAUAAAAGAGCAGACUACAAAUUAAAACGAAGCUUUAUUAACUUAUAGCUAUGUUAAAUGCAUUUUUAUAUCUUAGCAAGAUGAGAAUUUAAAUUGUCAUUACUUUGACUAGUAAGACAUAAUAUUGUUGAACAGUAUUUUGAGGAUUUAAGGACAGUUAGCUUUUUGUUGGAUCUUGUACAGAAAACAAUGGAGUUACUGAUUAAGUUUUAACUGUAAAUAUGUCUAUAAUGUUAAUGCACCCCUUAUAGGCAAAUAUAAUUCAAAAAGGCAGAUUUUAUUUAGGCAAAUAUUCUAAUUGGAUUCCCUUCACCCUUAUCUGUUUAGAUUCAAAAGUGUUAAAAGGGAAAAAAGCCUCACUGUAAAAUAAUGCCAACCUAGAAAAUGCUUGAAUAAAUUAUUUUGUACACAGUU